AUGGCAGAACCAUUUCUUAUUAUUUGGCUGAUGGAUCAAGUAAAUAGUGACAAUGAAAAUGCACUUCAUUUGCGUACUCUUGUCGCUAACGAUAAUCUCCAAACAUAUCACAGCUGGGACGAAUGUAUUGAUUUUAUAACUGAUAUUAAGGAAAUUUCCAUGAAAAUCUAUCUUAUUAUUUCGUUAUCAUCGCUGACCGAAGCGAGUGAAACGUUGAUAAACACAGCUGAAGAAUUGUCAAAAAUUGAUUCGGUUUAUAUUCUGUGUUCAACUGCAUCCUUUCCUGCAAUUUCUUCUGCAGCUGACACUAAAAUACGCGGAAUUUACACCGAUUAUCAGUCUUUAGUCAAUCAACUACUGCGCACGAUGAGCAUUGAGCGGUAUCGUUACAGACGUUUUGCUAGCGAUGAUUUCACUGUAACUGCAAUGAUGCCGUUACCGAUCGUCGCGGUCACUACACUUCAGUCUUCUUCAUUAGCUACUAACACAACUACCACGGCGAAAAGACAAGAAGCUGAAUUUAUGUAUUCACAGUUGGCAAGAGACAUUUUAGUUUCAAUGGAAUCGAGUGAAACGGAAAUGCUUGAAUUUCGUCGUCAGCAGUACGCUGAUAAUGAAGCACAGCUACGUUUUAUCCAAGAAUUUGAAGAGUAUUACGAGUCGUGUAACGCUAUCUUCUGGUAUACACGUGAUACAUUUCUCUAUCGUCUUCUGAAUAAGGCCUUGAGAGAACAGGAAAUUGAUACAUUGUAUUCACUGAGAUACUUCAUUAGACAUCUUCAUUUACAAUUGAAAGACUUUCAUUCUAAACAAUUAUCAGCAAAUACAACUGCAGAAAAUGAUGAAAUAGUCACUGUGUACCGUGGACAGUCGAUUAAAAACGAGGAAUUUGAACGUAAAAUACGACAUAAUCUCGGUGGUUUUCUGUCUGUGACUACUUUUUUGUCCACUACAAUGGUUAAGCAGCUAGCUGCUGUGUUCGGUGGCAAUGGUAGUGAAGUUGACAAGCAAAGUGUUCUGUUUCAAAUUGAUAUCGAUCAAUCGGUAAACAAGUUUCCCUAUGCUAAUAUCUCUACGGAAAGUGUAUUCGGUGAAGAGGCAGGUGAAAUUCUAUUUACAAUGGGCUCUGUCUUUCGUAUACUUUCAGUUCAAUCAGCUGGCACUAAUAUGUGGUAUAUCCAUCUGAAACUGACUGGUGAAGAAGACGAAGAGCUGAGGAAUUUAACUGAGUAUAUGAAAGGCGGUCUUGAUAAAUUUUCGCCUGAAAUUCAUUUGGCAAGAUUACUAUUCGAAAUGGCUCAGUACAAUAAAGCAGUAAAUUAUUUAAACAUAGCAAUGCAAGACUCACAGCUUAUGGAAGAUUGUAUUGUACGUGUUUACAUCUACAAUGAACUCGGAGAUAUAUACGGCGCAAUUGGGGAAGGAGAUAAAUCUGCAGAGUACUAUAGAAAAGUGCUCGAGAUAGAUCUUAGACACUUGCCUGAACAUCAUCCAGCUUUAAUGGUAGCCUACAGUAUUAUAGCCGUGAUGCAUAAGAGAGACGGCGAUUUGGAACAGACAUUAUUCUACUAUAAUAAAAUGUUGGAAAUAAGUUUAAAACAUCCAGAAGAGACUGAAUGUUCUGAUGCUGAUAGUGACUAUAAAAACAUUGCUGUCGUCUACAAAAAACAAAAACGUUACUCAGAAGCAAUGGAAAUGUGCCGAAAAGCUUUAGAGAUUCAAUUCGAAACUUUGCCACACAAUCAUCCAUCAUUUUCAACAACCUAUCAGUACAUGUCAGAACUAUUUGCUAUACAAAAAAACUAUGAAGAGGCAAAUCAAUAUUUACAAAAAGCAUUAGAAAUUCAAAAAAACUCCCUAUCACCAGAUCAUCCUGAUUUUAUAAAAACAUACAAAGAUUUAUGUUUAUCAUACUAUAAACUAGACAAGUUUAAAGAAUCUUUGGAAUGUAUGAAGAAAGCAAAUGAAUUACGAUUGAAACACUUACCGGCAAUAAAACACUCGAAUGCAGAUGCUGCAAAUAACAAGUUCCAGAAACGAAUUCAAGAGGCAAAUGAAUUAUUAGAAGUCAUUCAGCAGAGAGAAGAAAAGAGUACCCCAGCAGACAACGAUUGA
Didymodactylos carnosus is the source of this 2115-nucleotide messenger RNA. NCBI's taxonomy places the organism in Eukaryota, Metazoa, Rotifera, Eurotatoria, Philodinida, Philodinidae. The record is from the annotation of a GenBank genome assembly.